Molecule: messenger RNA, 2844 nt
Organism: Dipodomys ordii (Ord's kangaroo rat)
Lineage: Eukaryota; Metazoa; Chordata; Mammalia; Rodentia; Heteromyidae
Gene: Inpp5j
Product: inositol polyphosphate-5-phosphatase J
Exons: 9
Coding region: 55-2586 (843 amino acids)
Biological process (GO): phosphatidylinositol dephosphorylation; negative regulation of peptidyl-serine phosphorylation
Cellular component (GO): ruffle; cytoplasm; plasma membrane
Molecular function (GO): phosphatidylinositol-4,5-bisphosphate 5-phosphatase activity; phosphatidylinositol-3,4,5-trisphosphate 5-phosphatase activity
Source: RefSeq, a predicted model, not a curated record
AGGAGCUGGAGCCUGAGCCCAAGGGAGCCGGGCUGCCUGCCGGGGGCUGCAGACAUGGAGGGCCGGAGCAGUGGGGACAGCCGGAGGCUAGGGACCCCGGGGAGCUUGGGCCCCUUACCUGUGCUCCAUGGGGCUUCUCAAACUGGUACACCCUCCAAGGUGGACUCAAGUUUUCAGCACCCAGCAAAGAACACAGCCCCGGUACCCUCAGAACCCAGGCUGGCUCUGGCACCUGUGGGACCUCGAGCAGCUACAUCACCUUCCUCAGAGGGGCCAAGGCUGGCUCUGGCAUCUCCCCGGCCCAUCCUGGCUGCACUGUCUACCCCUGGGGGACAGAAAAGAGCCCCUGCCCCCCACAGCUCCAGUCCGGCCCCUACAUCUGUGAGCCAAUUGGUGGUAUCAGCCUCAGCGGUCCCCAAGCCUCCCCCAGCCACCUCAGCUUCAGUCUUAGCCCCCACAUCGCUGGGGCAGCUUGUAAUCUCGGCCUCCGCAAUGCCAAGGCAGCCACCAAGCCCUCUGGGACCCAGUCAAGCUCCAACCUCCAAGGACCAGAAGCCAUUGUCACCCACCUCCAUGGGACCUAAACCAGCACUGGCAGCCUCGGGCCUAAGCCUGGCCCUGGCUUCUCAGGAGCAUCCUCUUCCAUCCCCCUCCAGCCCUUCCCCGGUGCCUAGUCCAAUUCUGUCUCCUUGUCAGGAGCAGUCUCUGACUCCAGCAUCUGCAAUUUCAGCCCCAGUUUCUAUGGGAUGGACACCAGCCAAACAGAGGGAUGUCCCAGCCCCUAGACCUCUUCCCCCUUCUGAGGGUCGUCUCCAGCCUCCAGCUCAGGCAUCUGCUCCUACCAGCUCCCCAGCCUUAAUCCAAACCUCCCCAGACCCCCGGGUUUCUCCUUCCUUCCGAGCCCGGCCUGAAGCCUCCCGCAAUAGCCCUGAAGAUCCUGUCCUGCCACGCCCACCCCACACCCUACCCUUGGAGGUGGGUACCAGCCUUCCAGAGUCUGGCACUCGCUCCCCUGGACUGUUGUCACCUACCUUCCGGCCAGGAACCUCCUCAGGCCAGACUGUGCCCCCACCUCUGCCCAAGCCACCCCGGUCUCCCAGCCGCUCCCCAAGCCGUUCCCCUAACCGUUCUACCUGUGUUCCCCCAACCCCUGAGGUGACUCUUCCCAGGUCUGGCACCCAGGGUGCGGGGCCUGACACCCAGAGACCAAAGUCUGGCACCCAGAGUCCAGGGUCUGGCACCCAGAGUCCAGGAUCUGGCAGCCAGGGUUCAGGGCCUGGCACCCAUACUGCAGGGGCUGGCAGGUGUCUGAGUCCUAAGCUUCAGACCCCAGAAGCCCCAGUCACCAUCUCUCCUACAUCCAUCUCGGCACCCUCCUCUUGGUCAGCUCAACCUACCUGCAAGAGCGACCCCGGAUUCCGGAUCACUGUGGUUACUUGGAAUGUGGGGACCGCCAUGCCCCCUGAUGAUGUCACCUCUCUCCUCCACCUGGGUGGCGGCGAUAACAGUGAUGGUGCAGAUAUGAUCGCCAUAGGGUUGCAGGAAGUCAAUUCCAUGAUCAACAAGCGCCUCAAGGAUGCUCUCUUCACUGACCAGUGGAGUGAGCUCUUCAUGGACGCUUUAGGGCCCUUCAACUUCGUGCUGGUGAGUACAGUCCGGAUGCAGGGUGUCAUCCUUCUGCUGUUCGCCAAGUACUACCACCUGCCCUUCUUGCGGGACGUGCAGACAGAUUGCACGCGCACUGGCCUGGGUGGCUACUGGUUUGCCUUUAGGGACGAUGUGCCAUUGGUGCGGCUGGAGGUGGCAGAUGAGUGGGUGCGGCCAGAGCAAGCUGUGGUGAGGUAUCGCAUGGAGACUGUGUUCGCCCGCAGCUCCUGGGACUGGAUUGGCUUGUACAGGGUGGGUUUUCGGCAUUGCAAGGACUACGUGGCCUAUGUCUGGGCCAAACACGAAGAUGUGGACGGCAGCAUCUACCAGGUGACCUUCAGUGAGGAUUCCUUGCCCAAAGGCCAUGGCGACUUCAUCCUGGGUUAUUACAGCCACCACCACAGCAUCCUCAUCGGAGUCACGGAACCCUUCCAGAUCUCGCUGCCUACCUCAGAGUCGGCCAGCAGCAGCACCGACAGCUCUGGCACCAGCUCGGAGGGCGAGGACGACAGCACUCUAGAAUUACUCGCACCCAAGUCCCGCAGCCCUAGUCCUGGCAAGUCCAAGCGCCACCGGAGUCGGAGCCCGGGCCUCGCCCGCUUCCCCAGUCUCGCCCUGCGGCCCUCCUCGCGAGAACGCCGCGGUGCCAGCCGGAGUCCCUCGCCGCAGAGCCGCCAGCUGCCCCGGCUGGCCCCUGAUCGGGGCAGUGGCGGUGGCAGCCGGGGCAGCAGCGAAGAAGGAUCCUCAGGGCUGCCUGGCCCCUGGGCCUUCCCCCCGGCGGUGCCUCGAGGCCUGGGCCUACUGCCAGCCUUGCGAUUGGAGCCCGUCGACCCCGGUGGUGGCUUCUGGGGACCCGAUGGGGCGGCUCCCAACUCGGACAGCCUGUCUCCCAGCCCCCAAGGCCGGCACGGGCUGGAGGAAGGGGGUCUGGGGCCCUGAGGGUAGACAGCAGGGGUGCCCAGGUGGCCCCCCGCCUCCCUCCCCGCCGCCUCGAUUGCCCACAAACCUGCCUGCCUCUCCUGCUGCUGCCCCAGCUGCGUCCCCACCCGCCACUCUGUCCUGCCCAGGAGUGGCCAGCUGGGGUCCCUUAAAACUCAGUUCUGGCACCUCAACUGUGACAAUCAGAAAAGCCCGGCCUGAGCCCCCAUCUGGGUUUGGGUGGGGGGAGGGAUGUUGGCAGAUGUCCCAAUUGCAAAG